This is a messenger RNA of Abrus precatorius (Indian licorice), 3211 nucleotides long. Its product is annotated as probable 1-deoxy-D-xylulose-5-phosphate synthase, chloroplastic. The transcript has 10 exons. Bases 846 to 2999 code for a protein of 717 amino acids. Gene Ontology annotation, molecular function: 1-deoxy-D-xylulose-5-phosphate synthase activity. The record is from RefSeq and is a predicted model, not a curated record. Gene Ontology annotation, cellular component: chloroplast. Gene Ontology annotation, biological process: terpenoid biosynthetic process; chlorophyll biosynthetic process. NCBI's taxonomy places the organism in Eukaryota, Viridiplantae, Streptophyta, Magnoliopsida, Fabales, Fabaceae.
AAGCUACUAAAGUUUACUCCUUUUAUAUUAUAAGAGUCAAUUUAGUUCUAUAUACACACAUACAUAGCCUUGAUUAGGAAACUAGCGAUGGUCUCCGUGCCUGGCACUUUUUAUAUAAAAAGUGUGUUUUUUACAUAAUUGCAUGGACUUUUCUAUAUAGUAUUAAAUUUAUUUCCUUUGUUUAUGUUGUGGUUCGACUAUAUGAUUCAGAUUUACUGGGUAGCUGCUUAGUGGUUGACCAGGUCUUCAAAGUUCAAGCGUGAAGUUAUACAUGUAUGAGUUUUGGUAUCCGAUAAUAAUCCUUUUGGGGUGUAUGAGUACCUAACAAAGAGAUGAGACAGAAGGAAGGGGGAAUGCGCAAUUUUUAACCGACACAGAUUCAUUCAUUUUCCAUUUGCAUUCAACGAGGAGAGGGAAGAAUAAGACAAGAAUAGUAGAAACGCGGCAUACUCAUUUUAUUUAUUAAAUGUAUCGAUUGAUAUAUCCUAUGAAUCUAUCCAAUUGUGAUUUCGUGUGACGUGGCCCAAUGGAAUUACUCAUCACUGACCACCUCCUCCAAUGAGCAGACACCACUCUCAUUAAAACCAUACUUUUUACUUGGAAUCUCUUCACUUCUCUCUCUCUCUCUCUCUGUCACAGCCACACACGUUUCCUCUCUCGCCCUUUAAACUAUAUUAUAUUAUAUCACAAUUCCAUCCAUCCCCACCAUCGUCACUCACGCUCUGUUAGUGCCCAAUUACACACUCUUCUUUCUUUUCUAUAAAGAAACUUUCCAUUGCACUCUUUCAUUUUGUGCCUCUCCCUUUUUCCACCUUUUCUUUCUGUUUUCUUCAGUUUCUGCUCCCAUGGAUCUUUGUGCACUCUCAUAUCCUGCUUUUGUAAACCGAGUUACAGCUUCUGAUCCCAGAAGACCACUUCCUCUUGCCUCGCAUUCUCAAUGGGGUCUGGACUUUCUCGGCCAAACCCAACACAGGCUCAACCAGAUGAAGAAAAAGUCAAGUGGGGUUUAUGCAUCACUAUCGGAGAGGGGGGAGUAUUAUUCUCAGAGACCUCCAACUCCGCUAUUGGACACUGUAAACUUUCCAAUUCAUAUGAAAAAUCUCUCUACCAAGGAGCUUAAACAACUAGCGGAUGAACUGCGUUCUGAUGUCAUUUUCAGUGUUUCUAGAACUGGGGGUCAUUUGGGCUCAAGCCUUGGUGUGGUGGAACUCACUGUUGCACUCCACUAUGUCUUCAAUACCCCUCAGGAUAGGAUAUUGUGGGAUGUUGGUCACCAGUCUUACCCGCAUAAGAUACUCACGGGUAGAAGGGAUAAGAUGCAUACCAUGAGGCAGACAAAUGGGUUAUCUGGCUUUACAAAACGUUCUGAGAGUGAAUAUGAUUGUUUUGGCACUGGUCACAGCUCAACAACUAUUUCAGCAGGACUUGGAAUGGCUGUAGGGAGAGAUCUGAAGGGAAGAAAGAAUAACGUAGUUGCUGUUAUUGGUGAUGGUGCUAUGACGGCUGGACAAGCUUAUGAAGCCAUGAAUAAUGCUGGAUAUCUUGAUUCUGACAUGAUUGUUAUUCUAAAUGACAACAAGCAAGUCUCUCUACCAACUGCUACUCUUGAUGGACCCAUACCACCUGUUGGAGCCUUGAGUAGUGCUCUCAGUAGAUUACAAUCAAAUAGGCCUCUCAGAGAAUUGAGAGAGGUUGCCAAGGGAGUAACUAAACGAAUUGGAGGACCUAUGCAUGAAUUGGCUGCAAAAGUUGACGAGUAUGCUCGUGGCAUGAUCAGUGGUUCAGGAUCAACACUUUUUGAAGAGCUUGGACUCUACUAUAUUGGUCCUGUUGAUGGUCAUAACAUAGAUGAUCUUGUUGCCAUUCUUAAAGAAGUCAAGAGUACCAAAACAACCGGUCCUGUAUUAAUCCAUGUUAUCACUGAAAAAGGCCGCGGUUACCCAUAUGCAGAAAAAGCAGCAGACAAGUACCACGGAGUUACCAAAUUUGACCCGCCAACAGGAAAACAAUUCAAAUCCAAGGCUACCACUCAGUCUUACACAACAUACUUUGCAGAGGCUUUGAUUGCAGAAGCCGAAGCUGACAAAGACAUUGUUGCGAUCCAUGCAGCAAUGGGAGGUGGAACUGGCAUGAAUCUCUUCCUUCGCCGUUUCCCAACAAGAUGCUUUGAUGUGGGGAUAGCAGAGCAGCACGCUGUUACAUUUGCUGCAGGUCUAUCUUGUGAAGGUGUUAAGCCUUUCUGUGCAAUUUACUCAUCAUUCAUGCAGAGGGCUUAUGAUCAGGUGGUGCAUGAUGUGGAUUUGCAGAAGCUUCCUGUAAGGUUUGCAAUGGACAGAGCUGGGUUAGUUGGAGCAGAUGGUCCAACGCAUUGUGGUUCUUUUGAUGUCACUUUCAUGGCAUGCCUCCCUAACAUGGUGGUGAUGGCUCCUUCAGAUGAAGCAGAACUUUUUCACAUGGUUGCCACUGCUGCAGCCAUUGAUGAUAGGCCUAGUUGCUUCAGAUACCCAAGAGGAAAUGGCAUUGGUGUUCAGCUACCAUCUGGGAAUAAAGGAACUCCUCUUGAGAUUGGGAAAGGAAGGAUAUUGAUUGAAGGAGAAAGAGUGGCCCUUAUAGGCUACGGAACAGCUGUUCAGAACUGUUUGGCUGCGGCUUCCUUAGUGGAACGUCAUGGCUUACGCUUAACAGUUGCUGAUGCACGUUUCUGCAAGCCACUGGAUCGUUCCUUGAUUCGCAGCCUGGCAAAAUCACAUGAAGUGUUGAUCACUGUAGAAGAAGGAUCAAUAGGAGGAUUUGGUUCUCAUGUUGCUCAGUUCAUGGCCCUUGAUGGCCUUCUAGAUGGAAAACUGAAGUGGAGGCCAAUGGUUCUUCCUGAUCGCUAUAUUGACCAUGGAUCUCCUUCUGACCAAUUGUCUCUUGCGGGUCUUACACCAUCUCACAUAGCAGCAACAGUGUUCAACAUACUUGGACAGACAAGAGAGGCACUUGAAGUCAUGUCAUAAAAAUAAUUUAUCUAGGAGUUCAAUUUUUCGUUUCCCAUAAUGUACAAAGUAUGAUAACAUGAUUCACUCUGUAAUCUGAAAAAAUAAUAUAAUUAUAUGAAUUAUUUAAGUGUAUGGUGCUGGUUGUCCUAUAUUGAUACCACUAGUUUCAAAGGAGAAAAUCCUUAACUUUUUCUAUGGGUUCAAGAGAAAAGCUUUUCUGUUGUCUAAAC